AAUGUCGUAUUUGGUUUUGCGCUUUUUGUACUAAGAAUUUGUGAGCGAGCUGUUGAAUUAGGUGUUUUAUCCGCUAUAUUAAGGAUAUACACGGCGCACUUGAUGGAAUGAUUGGAUUUUUGUGAAAAUACUGAGCGUUUGUUAAAUUAAGUGAAAAUGGCCGAGCUGCUAGAUUUCAGUCAGAAACUGAACAUCAAACUGCUUGACAAUGUGGUGAUUAGUAUGUAUGCAGGCAAGGGUGAAUCGCAGAGGAUAGCACAAGAAGUUUUAACAACACUGAAAGAACAUCCUGAUGCUUGGACAAGAGUUGACACGAUUCUAGAAUAUUCAACAAACCAAGAAACGAAAUACUAUGCGUUGCAAAUUUUGGAACAAGUUAUCAAAACACGUUGGAAAGUCCUACCAAGAAAUCAAUGCGAAGGCAUUAAAAAAUAUAUCGUUUCUUUAAUCAUAAAAACUAGUUCUGACCCGGAAGUUUUUGAAAGCAACAGAACAUACCUAAAUAAGUUGAAUAUGAUAUUAGUACAAGUGUUGAAGAGAGAAUGGCCUAAAAAUUGGGAAAGUUUCAUACCAGAUAUCGUGGGUGCGAGCAAAACAAACGAGAGUCUCUGUCAAAACAACAUGAUUAUUUUAAAGUUGCUAAGUGAGGAACUGUUUGAUUUCGCGUCCGGUCAAAUUACGCAGACUAAAGCAAAGCAUUUGAAAGAUACAAUGUGUUCAGAGUUUUCUGCAAUAUUUCAUUUAUGUCAAUUCGUUCUUGAAAAUUCGCAAAAUCCCCCACUCGUUAACGCAACCUUGGAAACAUUACUAAGAUUCCUAAAUUGGAUUCCCCUCGGUUACAUUUUUGAAACUAGUCUUAUAAAUACUUUGAUCUUCAAAUUCUUACCUGUCCCUAUGUUUCGCAACGUCACUCUCAAGUGUCUCACUGAAAUAGCUGGAGUCACUGUCAGCAAUUACGAUGAUAUGUUUGCAGCGUUGUUUACCCAAACUAUGGCGCAGUUAGAGAUGAUGCUGCCGCUGCAAACGGACAUUAAAGGUGCUUACGCUUGCGGACAAGACUCAGAGCAAAAUUUUAUUCAGAAUUUGGCACUGUUCCUGUGUACUUUUUUAAAAGAACACACUAGUAUUGCUGAGAGUCAAGUUCAUAAUUUAGGAAAAGCUUUGCGUUAUUUGUUAUUAAUUUCUGAAGUAGAAGAUGUAGAAAUAUUUAAGAUCUGCCUUGAAUACUGGAAUAGCUUCGCUUUUCAACUAUAUCAAGAAGUACCCCAUGGCAUCGCUAUAUUCGCUAACAAAGCAAAAGACUAUGGUAACUUCUACCACGAUUUAUACAAAGAGGUUCUCAAUAAAAUUAGAUAUAUAAUGAUUUCUCGAAUGGCAAAGCCUGAAGAGGUGCUCGUUGUAGAAAAUGACAAUGGCGAAGUGGUGAGAGAAUUUAUGAAAGAUACAGAUUCUAUUAAUUUAUAUAAAAACAUGAGGGAGACGCUCGUUUACCUUACUCACUUAGAUUGUGCCGACACAGAAAGUAUUAUGACCAAUAAGCUACAAAAUCAAGUGAAUGGGACGGAAUGGUCGUGGAAAAACCUUAACACGCUUUGUUGGGCAAUUGGUAGUAUAUCUGGGGCAAUGCAUGAAGAAGACGAAAAACGAUUCCUUGUUACUGUUAUUAAAGACCUCUUGGCACUUUGCGAACAGAAACGAGGCAAAGAUAAUAAAGCUAUAAUAGCCUCCAACAUUAUGUAUGUAGUUGGUCAGUAUCCAAGAUUUCUCAGAGCUCAUUGGAAAUUCUUGAAAACUGUUGUAAAUAAAUUGUUUGAAUUUAUGCACGAAACCCACGACGGGGUCCAGGACAUGGCAUGUGAUACUUUUAUUAAGAUAGCACUGAAAUGCAGGCGACAUUUCGUAACAACACAAAUUGGGGAAUCUUGUCCCUUUAUCGAAGACAUCUUGGCUUCAAUUCCGACCAUCAUUUGUGAUCUGCAGCAACAACAGGUUCACACUUUUUAUGAAGCUGUUGGUUACAUGAUUUCAGCUCAAGUUGACACCGCUACACAAGAGGCUUUGAUAGAAAAAUAUAUGAUGUUACCCAACCAGGUCUGGGACGACGUUAUAAGCAAAGCUAGCAAAAAUGUCGACUUCCUGAAGGAGAUUGAAAUUGCCAAGCAAUUGACAAGUAUCCUGAAGACUAAUGUUAGAGCGUGUAAAGCCUUAAAUCACGCAUAUGUUCUUCAAUUGGGCAGAAUUUAUUUAGAUAUGUUAAACGUUUAUAAGGUUAUGUCUGAAAACAUAACGGCAGCUAUUCAACUGAACGGCGAGGCCGUAAUGAAGCAACCGUUGAUAAAAUCGAUGAGGGCCGUGAAGAAAGAAACAUUGAAAUUAAUCUCAGAUUGGAUAUCUCGAUCGACCGACAACACGAUGGUACUCGACAGUUUCAUUCCUCCAUUCUUGGACGCUGUUUUGUUGGAUUAUCAGAGAACGCCUGUUCCGGUGGCGAGGGAACCGGAAGUGUUAAGUGCAAUUGCGACGAUUGUUAACAGGCUUGAGGGACACAUCACAAUGGAGGUCCCGAAGAUAUUCGACGCAGUGUUCGAAUGCACCCUAGAAAUGAUCAACAAAGACUUCGAGGAAUACCCGGAGCACCGUACAAACUUCUUCUUACUCCUUCAAGCGGUUAACAACCACUGUUUCGGAGCCUUCCUCAAUAUCCCCCCUACGCAAUUUAAGUUGGUACUCGACAGCAUAAUAUGGGCGUUCAAGCACACCAUGCGGAAUGUCGCCGACAUAGGAUUGCAGAUUUUGUUGAAGCUACUACAGAACAUCGAACAGCACGAAUCGGCAGCCCCAAGUUUCUACCAGACCUACCUGACUGACAUCUUGCAACAUAUAUUUUCAGUUGUGACGGACACAUCUCAUUCGUCCGGACUUUCUAUGCACGCUACGAUCUUGGCUUCCAUUUUCACGUUGGUAGAAUCAGGAGGCGUGAAUUGCCAACUGGGACCCAGACCAGAUAACGUUCUGUACAUACAAGAGUUUACAGCAACUCUGUUGAAAUCUGCCUUCCCACAUCUUACAGAUAAUCAAAUUAAGAUCACUGUCCAGGGAAUGUUCAAUUUAGAUCAAGAUAUACCUCAGUUUAAAGAACAUUUGCGAGAUUUCUUAGUGCAGAUUAGGGAAUAUACCGGAGAAGACGAUUCAGACUUGUUCUUGGAAGAACGAGAAAAAGCUCUGGAAGUCGCCCAAGCGGAAAAACGACGCAUCGAGCUGUCCGUGCCCGGUAUACUCAAUCCCCACGAAGUACCAGAAGAGAUGCAAGACUAACCGACAUCUCAUAGAGAACUGUGUAAUUAAUCUAAAAAUACAGGAUGUCCCGUAAAAAUAUCACUUUUAUAAGUUUACGUGUUAAAUUCUAUUUAGAAUGUGAUCGGUAAGGGGAUCUUGUUACGAAGUUAACAGCUGUUGCUAUUUUACAGAGCUGGAUUCUCAUUUAAGUUAAACAAAGCUGUUUCCGUACGUUUAUGAUAAAAUUCU
This is a messenger RNA of Diabrotica balteata, 3525 nucleotides long. The record is from the annotation of a GenBank genome assembly. Lineage: Eukaryota; Metazoa; Arthropoda; Insecta; Coleoptera; Chrysomelidae.